Exophiala oligosperma is the source of this 2293-nucleotide messenger RNA. RefSeq lists its product as uncharacterized. The transcript has a single exon. The coding region runs from base 692 to 1852 and encodes 386 amino acids. The record is from RefSeq and is a predicted model, not a curated record. Lineage: Eukaryota; Fungi; Ascomycota; Eurotiomycetes; Chaetothyriales; Herpotrichiellaceae. Gene Ontology annotation, molecular function: hydrolase activity.
AGAUUAAUAACAAAAGCCCAUACUGUACUCCGUACAGACCUGUCCUCUAUGUAAUUGUCGAUGACAUAUUCGUGAUAUACUCGUGACAUACAUUUUAUUUCCAUGAUACCAUCAGUUCAUUGUCUAGGUCCCCAAGCAGUACAAACACCCCUAGCUAUUCUUUGAUACGGAUCGUCCUCGUCCUCGGCCACGUCCACAACCAGAAGAACAGAAGGGUACAAAACGCCCUCGAGGGAGUUACUUGAUGCAGAUAAGCACAAAAAGUAUGUACCUGAAAUAAGUAUAGAUGCCUAGAUGGGUAAGGGAAGGACAGCCAGGCAAUCAGACAAGAGAAGAUACCAAGUAGGUAGGCAGGUACAGUAUGUACAGAGGAAGAAUUAAAAGGACUCGGCUAUUCAUGAUUACCUACUACUCGCCUUCGUACCUGAGUACGAGAUCAACCACAGACUCUGGGUGUCCCAUUGUCGACUUGAACAACAACCAACUCCGCAUUUUCACUCUCAAUUCGGCAAAUGGCUUAACUUCCGCAUACAAGUGGCAUACAUAGCGUGAACAUCAGACAUACCCUCCGCAAACGACUUGUUUAAUCUACCGACACCGAACUUGUUCUACUUGAAACACUUGCGUACGGAUAUCUAUAGGUAGGUAGUUACAACAGCUACAUACGGAGUAGGUGUAAAAAUCAAUCACCAUGUCCACCACAGACACAAUCCCAAACACCGUCCUCGCUUCAGCCACAGAUCCCAAUGGCACACCACAACCACCACCAUCAUCAUCCACAACAACAAGACGUACAUCCCAAAGGAGACCUCUCUUGACCCGAUUCCGAUUUUGGAUCAAGAUAUGGCUAAUGAAGAGUAUGACCACUCUACUUUUCAAGGUUAUGCGACUCGCGAACCGUCGUAAACUACGUCCGUUCUUACCGGAUUAUACAAAGAGGUACGACGUUAGACCUCAUCUUGAAAAUCGAAUCUUUAUUCCUCGUAACAACACCACCACCACCACCACCUCCAAUCUCAGUCCUCAAAAAUAUCCCCUAUUGAUCACCAUCCACGGUGGUGGUUUUGCACUUUGUGACCCCACCAUCGACGACGAAAUCAAUCGUCAUUUCGCCGACCUUCACUCCUUUGUCGUCGUGAGUGUCGAUUACCAAAAAUCCCCCGCCGUCUACUUCCCCGAGACGGUACACGACGCGGGGGCCGUCGUGUCGUCGGUCAUCGAGGACCCUGGUCUGCCAGUGGACGCGUCGAGAGGAGUCACUGUCGCUGGCUUUUCAGCUGGAGGGAACCUGGCACUCGCCGUCGCCCAACUACCAGACGUCAAGGACAAGAUCCGUUCGGUCGUCCCUUUUUAUCCAGUCGUCGAUUUCACCGGACUUUACAAGGGGGAAUAUCGCGACAGACCUGCCGUCACCGCGCCCGACGGGACGUCGACUACAAAACCAACCCCGGACAUGCUCAAGAACUUGGGUCCUUUAUUCGACUGGGCCUACAUCAACCCAGGCACCGACCUGACCGACCCUCUGUUGUCUCCCGUAUUCGCCACCAGGUCCCGACUACCACAACGCAUCUUCUUCGUCACGGCAGAGUACGAUUAUCUCUGCCAUGAGGCCGAGGUCAUGGCCCGAAAGCUCGCCGGUUUCGACGACUACGCCACCAUCACCUGGACCCCCGGUGCUGGCACGGGCGGCAGGGGAAGCCACUGGGAGCAAAACGGCGUCAGGUGGCGCAUGGUCCCCGACGUGACGCACAGCUGGACGCACAUGCCCCUGAAGGAUGUCGAAGAAGAAAAGAAGAGGCGCGGGCACCUCGUCGUACUGUACAAGGAGGUGGCGGAUUGGUUGAAGCAAUGAUAAACCUUCACGUUUGCGUAGAAACGAAUCAUCAAUGCUAGGUAUCUAAUAUACCCCGUACCCAGCCAACUAUUACAUUACAAAGGCGCAUAAAAAGCGGGCUAUUUUGUACAGGCAGUAUCAUUAAUGACUUUGUCGGGACUUUGUUUUGUACUGGUCCAUCUCGAUAGAGUCUCGCCCGCCCCUGCUUCUGUACAUAUACCCCACGCACGGGUUAGUUGAACACAUCCCUCCUUCCAUUUGGGUAGCCUGGAACGCCUUGCUAUGCACAAUCACAUCUUCCUACACAUAAUUCCAACCUUUUGAUAUUUUAGGCAUAUGCGCUUCCUGGAAAGUGCCUCCUGUCCACAAUCCUAUUGCCCUUCGACAUCCGACAUUCCAGCUCCCCUGAGCAGCGUAGGAAUGUAGCUUCCAAAAAGGCCACCAAAGCAUACCUCAACA